This is a messenger RNA of Chelonoidis abingdonii (Abingdon island giant tortoise), 2382 nucleotides long. The record is from RefSeq and is a predicted model, not a curated record. Lineage: Eukaryota; Metazoa; Chordata; Testudines; Testudinidae.
GGACAUGGGGCUGCGCCUCAGCUCUCAGCUGACCAUCAACACCGCCAUCGUGUACAUGCACCGCUUCUACAUGGUCCAGGCCUUCAGCCAGUUCCAUCGCAAUUCUGUGGCCCCAGCAGCCCUGUUCUUGGCAGCCAAGGUGGAGGAACAGCCUCGGAAGCUGGAGCAUGUAAUCAAGGUAGCACAUGCAUGCCUGCAUCCUCAGGACACCCUUCCAGACACUAGAAGUGAGGCUUACCUGCAGCAAGCUCAAGACCUGGUCAUUCUAGAGAGCAUUAUACUGCAGACCCUGGGGUUCGAGAUCACUAUUGAUCACCCGCAUACGCAUGUGGUGAAAUGCACGCAGCUAGUGCGAGCCAGCAAGGAUUUGGCACAAACUUCCUACUUCAUGGCGACCAACAGCCUGCACCUGACCACCUUCAGCUUGCAGUACACCCCUCCCGUUGUGGCCUGCGUCUGUAUCCACCUGGCUUGUAAGUGGUCCAACUGGGAGAUCCCAGUCUCCACGGACGGGAAGCACUGGUGGGAAUACGUUGAUGGCACUGUAACUCUGGAGCUCUUAGACGAGCUGACUCAUGAAUUCCUGCAGAUUCUUGAGAAAACUCCCAACCGGCUCAAACGCAUCCGCAACUGGCGGGCCUCCCAAGCAGCCAAGAAAUCCAAAGCAGAUGACCAAGGAGAAGACGAGUGCCUCUCGGAGCAAACUAUUCUCAGCAUGAUCUCCAGGAACAAUUCUGACAUGAACAUUGCAGGCUUAAUGAGUAUGUCAACUUCCUCGACUGCAGGAGCUGGGCCUCCCCUCCCAGAUGAAGAGGAAUCGCCCAGUGAUCUGAGCAGUAUGGAUAUGUUUCAGUCAGAGCACUGGAUGACCCACCAUCCUCCACACAAACUAGAGGCUGGCCAGGUUCACAGGACUAACGAAAGCUCAGCAGUCGCUGAGCAGGAUGGCGUGGCUUACCAGAAGCAGAGCAGCAAGAGCGCGCCGUCGGCAAAGGUGUCGCUGAAAGAGUACCGCGCCAAGCAUGCUGAAGAGCUGGCCGCACAGAAGCGGCAGCUGGAGAACAUGGAGGCCAAUGUGCGCUCUCAGUACGCUUAUGCUGCACAGAAUCUCCUGGUCCAGCAGCAGAGGGAGAGGGAGGUCCAGCAGGAGAACAACCCCUCGCCAGUUGUCCUGAAGAUUCCCACCAGCAGCUCUGAAAGCACAGAGCGCCCACCUUUGGAAAAGAGCGACAAGGCCUCCGCCCUGAAGCUGAGGAUCCCUGUGGCAGGGGGAGGAGGGGACAGACAACUUGCCUCCAAACCAGAGGAGAUCAAAAUGCGCAUCAAGGUGCCGACUGCCUCAGAUCGGCACAGCUCCUCAGACGAGAGCAGCGGGAAGAGUCGGGAGCACAAGGAGAAACACAAGGCCCAUUUGUCCAACCACCACCAUCGCAAUCAUCACUCGCACAAACACUUGCAUGCGCAGCCCACAGCUGGGGCCAGCAGCGCUGGGGGCAAGCGACCAGGAGACUCUAAACACAGCAGCCAGCAGAGCACCCUGGCCCAUAAAAGCUUCAGCUUGUCUGGGUCCUCUCGGAAGAGGCCUCUCCUGGAAGAGGUGUCGGCUGCUGCACAUGAGCACCAGCCGAAAAUCAGUAAGAGCUCCAAAGCUGCUGGCAUGCAAUUUUCCUUUGCCCACCUCCCUGGGGCUGCCCAGCUUCCCGGGCACAGCUUGGAUGCAGCUGGCCUUCCCUUCCCCCAGGCCGGCAAAGCCAGGGGGACCCAUGGGAAAUCGGACAAAGGCCCCACUGGGGCUAAUGGGCACAACACAAACCAGGCCAUUGACUACCAGGAUACAGUCAACAUGCUGCACUCGCUGCUGAGUGCCCAGGGUAUGCAGCCCACCCAGCCCCCGGCUUUCGACUUUGCCCACUCGUAUGGCGAGUACUUGAAUCCAAGGGCCCCUGCGAGCUCCAGAGCUGCCAACACGGACAAGCCCCGACCACCCCCACUGCCCUCAGAACCCCCUCCCCCCCUCCCUCCUCUGCCCAAGUAAAGUCCUUUUUACUACUGAGUUUGUAUAGACAUGCCUGGAAUCUGGGCCGCCCCCUGCAGGGGAGGGGCAGGGUGCUCGGACCCCACUGCCUCACAAAACUAUUUUAUUAUUAUUAUUAUUAUUAUUAUUUUAUUAUUGGUCUUAGAGUGCGGAGUCCUCCAAGCUGUGAAAGGAUAAAAUGUCCUUCCUUCUCCUUGCUCUCCCCAUCAGAAUCCCAUGGGGCUGCAGGGGCCUGCCCCCUCUUGGAACAGAGCCCCCUCUGCGUGUUGUGCAGGGGGGGUGGGGAUGUGGGGGUACCUAAAACGUGUCGCAGAAUCUCUUAAAAACAUUUUAAAAAUAAUUUAAAC